UGCAUUAAUUGAAGUCGUUCGAAAAAUUUCAAUAAAAAUUUUUUAAAUUUUUUAAAAUAUUUAAAAGUUUUAUUUUAAAAAUAUGACAAGCAAUAUUUUGAAUUAAUGAAAAAGUAAACAAAAUUUUUAUUAAAAUAAUUAAGAAUUUUAAAUUUAAUUAUUAAAUAUUACAUCAUAAGUUUUGAGGAGCUUUAUAUAUAAAUUAUGCAAUUGUUGCAAUUGAAAUUUCAUAAUACAAUAAAGGAACGAACAAAGAAAAUUCAGAACGGGCUUGUGUAGUGCGAACUGUAAUGAAAAAAUAUUAGGAAGUGAAAUUUUUUUUCAACAAAAGAGACUUAUUUCCAUUGGAAUAAUAAAUAAGUUUGUGGAUCGAAACAAUUACAAACCAAAAUAAAUUUGAGUUUACCUACUCAUAUCGGAAUAUAGUGAAAAAUUUUAAAUUUGAUUUUCAAUUGUUGCCCAAAUAACCAAUGUGAAAAAAAAAUUUAAUAUUUCUGUUUUUUACUGAGACAUCGGCUAGCUCCGUUUUUAUGCAUAUUUGUAAAUAUUUGCCAAAAAAAUCGGAAUAACUAAUUUCAAAAGGACAAAAAAUUAGUGAAAUAUGGAAUUCGUUUUCGAUUGUUUUUUUGAGGAAACAUUUGACAGAUUAGGUCGAAGUGGCCUACGUGAUCGUUCUUCUCGGAGAAAUGUUUUAGACCAUUUAAAUGCUGUGAUUGGCGGUUGCAGUGAAGGUGCUGAUGUUUUACCAGAACAAAUAGCACGUUCAGCUGUUUCAGCUGCUAUUAGUUAUCAUCAAAUGAAAAAACAUGGCAACCAUGAGAUAUGUCUUAUGGGAAAAUUUCACAAUAUAUUGUAUAUAGCUUUAAGAACAUGCUGGGAUUAUGGUGUUAGAGAUUCAGAACUUGUUGUACAAUUGUUAGAGGAAAUUUAUUCAUGUGAAAAAACUUUUGAAAGAUUAUUUUUGGGAGCAUUAUUUGGACCAAGUGCACCACAUUUCAUAGCUGGAUGGAAAAGUGAUUUUAAUAACCAGGAAGAGAACACGAAAGCGGUUGUUUAUUUCUUAGAACAUGCAACUUGGUUAAAUUUUCAUUUACCCUUUGUCAUAAAUAAUUACGAAGGCGAGAAAUUACUUAGAUUCAUUGAUAUCCCGAUAGAAUCAUGCGGAAAAUCAUCACCAUUACGUGUGGCUUUACAAGCAACUGCACCCGAUAUAUUGUUGAUCUUAUUAAGGUAUGGUGCUGAACCUUUGCCGAAUGAUGGAGGAAGUUCUCCAGUAUUAUCUCUACUAGAUAAAUUACUUGACUGUGAUCGUAAAUACGUUUACCAAAUGGUGAUAUGUUUAAAAAUACUUUUGAAAAACAUCCCUAUUAUUGAGAUGCCAUUCAAGCCAUAUUUGUAUGAGGAACGAAAGGAGAGAUUUUUAGAUAAAUAUGGAUGUCUAUUAUUGGAUAAAAUUAUAACGAAGGAACAAGUGUUUGGAGUUAUGAGCUUAAAACAUUUAUGCAGAUGUCGUAUUCGUGAUUUGCUAAGACAAAAUUCUCAAUUACCAAUUGGUAUUGAUACAUUACGUUUACCAAAGAAAUUACAACGAUAUAUAGAUUUAACAGAGGAGAUCGACAAAAAUUUUUAAGUCAAAUUUAGUUUUAAAAUUAAUUUCUUUAGUUUUGUAUUUAAAAAUAUAAUUUUAAUUUUUAAAUAUUUUAUUGUAAUAAGAAUAAUAAAUUUAAUUGUAUUAUAAAAUGUAAAAUAUUGUCAUAUUAAAUCCUUUUAUCUUUUAA
Messenger RNA from Condylostylus longicornis, 1778 nucleotides. RefSeq lists its product as uncharacterized. The record is from RefSeq and is a predicted model, not a curated record. Lineage: Eukaryota; Metazoa; Arthropoda; Insecta; Diptera; Dolichopodidae. Gene Ontology annotation, biological process: intracellular signal transduction. The coding region runs from base 602 to 1630 and encodes 342 amino acids. The transcript has 9 exons.